This is a messenger RNA of Oryza brachyantha (malo sina), 1170 nucleotides long. RefSeq names its product peroxidase 2-like. The transcript is spliced from 2 exons. The coding region runs from base 106 to 1113 and encodes 335 amino acids. Lineage: Eukaryota; Viridiplantae; Streptophyta; Magnoliopsida; Poales; Poaceae. The record is from RefSeq and is a predicted model, not a curated record. Gene Ontology annotation, biological process: hydrogen peroxide catabolic process; response to oxidative stress. Gene Ontology annotation, molecular function: heme binding; peroxidase activity. Gene Ontology annotation, cellular component: plant-type cell wall; plasmodesma.
CAGACACCACAGUCGCAAUCAAACAUCAAUUUUCACUUGAUUAGCUUAAUUAAUCAACGAGCUUAUUAGUCAGAGAGAAGCUAAAAACAUAUUCCACAUACAUACAUGGCGAUGGCGACGGCAGCAUGCAGCAGGGCAGUGCAGGUCAUGGCGCUCGCCAUGGCCGCCGCAGUGGUGAUGAGCACCGUGCCGGCGUCGGGGACGACGACGACGACGCUGCAGUACGGGUUCUACGGGUCGUCGUGCCCGAAAGCCGAGGAGACGGUGAGGAACGUGGUGGAGGGGAUGAUCAUGAACGACCCCACCAUGGGCGCCGCCUUCGUCCGUCUCUUCUUCCACGACUGCUUCGUCAGGGGUUGUGACGCGUCCAUUCUGCUGGACCCGACGAGAAGCAACAGGCAGACGGAGAAGACGGCGAUCCCGCUGCGCGGCUACGACGCCGUGAACAAGAUCAAGGCCGCCGUCGAGGCCGUCUGCCCCGGCGUCGUCUCCUGCUCCGACAUCCUCGCCUUCGCCGCGCGCGACUCCGCCGUCGUCUCCGGCAACUUCGCCUUCGCCAUGCCAUCCGGCCGCCGCGACGGCCUCGUCUCCUCGGCCCUCGACGUCAUCCAGGGCAUCCCUUCCCCGGCGUUCCAGCUCCAGGACCUGAUCGACAGCUUCGCCGCCAAGGGCCUGACCGCCGGCGACCUCGUCAUCCUCUCCGGCGCGCACUCCUUCGGGCUCACCCACUGCUCCUUCGUCACCAGCAGGCUCUACCCGACGGUGGACCCGACCAUGAACGCCACCUUCGCCGCGGCGCUCAAGAAGGUGUGCCCGCCGCCGGCGAAGGGCGGCGGCGGCAAGGCGGUGAGCAACAACCAGGUGACCGACCCCAACGCGCUGAGCAACCAGUUCUUCAAGAACGUGGCCACCGGGCAGGUGAUGUUCACGUCGGACCAGACGCUGACGAGCCGCAGCGACACCGCGGCGAUGGUGGCCGACAACGCCGCCAACCCGGUGGCGUGGAUGGCGAGGUUCGCGGCGGCGAUGGUGAAGAUGGGAGGCAUCGAGGUGCUCACCGGCAACGCCGGCGAGGUCAGGAAGGUCUGCUCCGCCACCAACACGGCGAGCUAAUUAAUUAGACCUACUACCUUCGUCUCAAAGAAAAACCAAUUUAGAAAUUGAUUUUCU